AUGAACGGUGAAACAGAGAAGAAGAGAGAUAUAAAGAACCACCUGCUUUUUGAAGUUGCAACGGAGGUUGCUAAUCGAGUGGGUGGCAUCUACUCAGUGCUCAAGUCCAAAGCUCCUGUGACAACGGCAGAAUAUGGAGAGAGAUAUACGCUCAUUGGCCCUCUGAACAAGAACUCGGCCGCAGUCGAAGUUGAAACUCUUGAUCCCCCGCCGGGCCCUCUUCGAGAAACCAUUUCAUCCAUGCAAGAACGUGGCAUUGAGCUUAUGUACGGUCGGUGGCUGAUCGAGGGCGCACCAAGGGUGCUCCUUAUCAAUACUGGAACUGGUUACCGAUGGCUGGAUGAAUGGAAGGGCGACCUAUGGGCUGCAGCUGGCAUCCCUUCCCCGGCGGGGGAUCACGAAACGAACGAAGCCAUCGUGUUUGGAUAUCUGGUCGCAUGGUUCCUGGGCGAAUUUAUCGCUCGCGAGACCGAUCGCGCAGUCAUCGCCCACUUCCACGAAUGGCUCUCUGGAGUGGCUCUCCCAUUGACCAAGAAGCGCCAGAUGGACUUGACCACCAUCUUCACAACACACGCAACCCUCCUUGGUCGGUACCUCUGCGCUGGCUCUGUCGACUUUUACAAUAAUCUGCAAUAUUUCGAUGUGGAUGCAGAGGCAGGAAAACGUGGGAUUUACCACCGCUAUUGCAUCGAACGAGCAUCCGCUCACUCCGCCGAUGUCUUCACAACCGUUUCCCACAUCACCGCCUUCGAAAGCGAGCACCUGCUGAAGCGGAAACCUGACGGGGUCCUUCCCAAUGGCCUGAACGUCAAGAAGUUCUCCGCGGUACAUGAAUUCCAAAACCUUCAUUCCGUACAGAAAGAAAAGAUCCACGAAUUCGUCCGGGGACACUUCUAUGGUCGUUUGGACUUCGACCUGGACAACACGCUCUACUACUUUACUGCCGGCAGAUAUGAAUACCGGAACAAAGGUGUGGAUAUGUUCAUUGAGUCGUUGGCUAGAUUGAAUUUUCGCAUGCAAAACUCGGGCAGCAAGAUCACCAUUGUCGCAUUUUUGAUCAUGCCCGCACAAACGACAUCUCUGUCGGUCGAGUCGCUCAAGGGUCAGGCUGUGACAAAGUCUCUGGCCGACACCGUUUCCAACAUUCAGCAUGGUAUCGGUCGAAGGUUAUUCGAAAGGGCUGUGCACUGGAAGGAAGGAGAUCCUAUGCCGGACGACAAGGAGCUCAUCACUCCAGCCGAUCGGGUCAUGCUUAGACGGCGACUCUUUGCCAUGAAACGUCACGGUCUUCCGCCCAUUGUCACCCACAAUAUGGUCAAUGAUUCCGAGGAUCCUGUCCUCAAUCAAUUGCGACGCGUUCAACUCUUCAACAACACCCACGACCGUGUCAAAGUCAUCUUCCACCCCGAGUUCUUGAACUCGGCGAACCCAGUAUUGUCUCUGGACUAUGAUGACUUUGUGCGAGGUACCCACCUUGGUGUCUUUGCUUCCUAUUACGAGCCCUGGGGGUAUACACCCGCUGAAUGCACAGUCAUGGGUGUGCCGUCCAUCACCACUAACCUGUCCGGCUUCGGUUGUUAUAUGGAGGAGCUCAUCGAGAACUCCUCUGACUACGGGAUCUAUAUUGUGGACCGUCGAACAAAGGGUGUGGACGAGUCAGUCAACCAACUAACCGACUACAUGUACGAAUUCGCCAACAAAUCCCGGAGGCAACGCAUCAAUCAACGAAAUCGCACCGAGCGACUCAGCGAUCUUCUAGACUGGAAGCGCAUGGGCAUGGAAUAUGUCAAGGCUCGGCAGCUUGCCUUGCGCCGCGCUUAUCCUGCUUCCUUCACUGACGCGGAUGAGUUCGACGAUAUCAUUGGAGGUACCGAACAGAAGAUCUCUAGACCGCUCUCAGUGCCCGGAUCGCCCCGAGAUCGAACCGGUAUGAUGACUCCGGGUGAUUUUGCUUCAUUACAAGAGGGCAAAGAGGGUCUAAGCACGGAGGAUUACAUUGCAUGGAGGUUACCUGAGGAAGAGGAACCCGAUGACUAUCCGUUCCCGCUUCACCUGAAGAAGGGUUCAGGUCCGAACUCUCCGGCACCACUUGUCGGGCCCGUAAAUGGUCAGUAA
Cladophialophora psammophila CBS 110553 is the source of this 2115-nucleotide messenger RNA. RefSeq names its product glycogen [starch] synthase. The transcript has 7 exons. The record is from RefSeq and is a predicted model, not a curated record. Gene Ontology annotation, biological process: glycogen biosynthetic process. Lineage: Eukaryota; Fungi; Ascomycota; Eurotiomycetes; Chaetothyriales; Herpotrichiellaceae. Gene Ontology annotation, molecular function: alpha-1,4-glucan glucosyltransferase (UDP-glucose donor) activity. Bases 1 to 2115 code for a protein of 704 amino acids. Gene Ontology annotation, cellular component: cytoplasm.